CUUCAUCUCUCUCUUUCUCUGGUGAGAGAGCUGAACCACGAUGCUCUCGCACAAUUCGAGUUCCCUGGUGCUAGGCGCAGUGGCUGUCUUGGUGACGGCUCUGACUAGUAUUCCGGCAGGUGGGAGUAUUAUUGCGCGUGCCAAACAGAGACGGUCGGAGCAGGAUGAAUCGGCGAUUGACAAGAAUCUCUACCAGGACGAAGAUGGCGAGGCGACCGACGAAUCGGUGCGCAGCUUCUCCGACAAGUGGCAGCGUGUCGCAGUCAUUCUGUUCUCGACGACGGGGCUUCUCGCGACGCUGGGACUGGCAACCCUAACAACAUUGCAACCGGCUACCAAGAAUGCGGUGUUUUCCUGGCUACAAUUUGUUCUCUGGGUAAUACUUCUACUCCAAGCAGUCGUCUUGUUCGUCGAGCCGCAAUCGACACAGCGAUAUACCCUGGGCCAGUUCGCCUUCCUCGGCAGUGUCGUGGCCAUUCUCGUUGCAGGUCUGGAUCUCUAUCAAAAGGAUGUAUUUCAGCACACGGUCAAGCCAGACGACAUCUGGCUGUACCUGGUCACGACGCAGCUCGCAAGUGCCCUCCUACGGGCGCUGGGCAGCCUCCUGCUUCCCCGUCGCCCCGAUGUCUUCCACAAUGGUACGUUGGUCGAUCGGGAAUUCUCAGGAUCGGCGUUAGGUCGCUACUCGUUCGCCUGGGCCAACAGCCUGCUCGACUACACGGCGAAGAACCGGACGCUGGCCUUGACUGACCUGCCUAGACUGCGUGCCAACACGAGAGCUGACAGUCUCCAUCGACAUCUUGAACAUGUCCAACAGUCUCGAAAAAUGUGGAAAGCGCUCCUCCGGGCGCACUGGCGUGGUUUACUCAUGGCCCUGGCUCUGACCGUGAUGGUGAGUAUCUUGAGCCUUGGACCGCAGAUGGCCUUGCUCAACAUCCUCAGCGCCCUCGAGGCCCGGGAACGCGGAGAGUGGUAUCCUCUGCGGGCAGGAUUCUGGGUCUUCGGUCUGGGGGCCUUGAUGUUCAUCUCCUCGGUGUUCGAAAUGUGGUUGAUCUGGGUCGUGUCUUCGAAGCUGUUUGUGCCCAUCUAUGCAGAGAUCUCAGCCCUCGUCUUCGCCAAAUCCAUGCGGCGGAAGGACGUCAAGAGCAUUCAGAAGGCGAAGAAGAAGACAGAGUCCCAGGCGGACGGAUUUGCGACCGAGAUCGAGGAGGAGCUGGACGACGAGGCCUCCGUCAAGAAGACCCGACAAAGCAUCAUCAACUUGGCCGCGGUGGACGGUCGACGCAUCACUCAAUUCGCCACCUUCUCCUAUCUCAUUCCAUCCUCGAUCUUCAAGCUGGUGCUAGGGUGUGGCUUCUUGAUCCAGAUCCUCGGAUGGCGCAGCGCUCUGUCUGGUAUUGCGGUGGCCUUUAUGGUCACCCCCUUGAACUCCUUUGCCGCCAAGCGAUACACGGGCGCACAGGUCAAGCUCAUGAAGAUGAGGGAUCAGAAGCUGGCGAUUGUCACUGAGGUGCUCCAGGGCAUUCGCCAGAUCAAAUUCUCCGGGUUGGAAGCGCAGUGGGAAGCCCGCAUCCACCAGGCCCGCGAGAAGGAAUUGCAGGCUCUGUGGACCUCGUUUCUCUUCGAUGUGAUCCUGAUGGCCAUCUGGAUUCUAGGGCCCAUCGGUCUUUCCGCCGUCUCGUUGACGGUCUACGCCGUGCUCCACGGGGGGAUCUCCGCCUCCGUUGCCUUCACAGCCAUGUCGGUGUUUAGUUCCCUCGAACUCUCCCUGGCUAUUCUACCGGAGAUUAUCUCGCAAGGGCUGGAGGCCAAGGUCAGCAGCGAUCGCAUUGACACCUAUAUGGACUCCCCCGACCGGAUCGUCAACACACUGCCCGCCGACAAAGUCGCCUUUGAUAAUGCCUCGGUAGCCUGGCCGACCGAACAGGGCGUCGAGGAACCAGACAGGGAUCGCUUCGUGCUACGCAAUCUGACCCUGCAAUUCCCCGCCCAGGGCCUCAGUAUCGUGUCCGGUCGCACGGGGGCCGGCAAGAGUCUGCUUCUCUCCUCGAUUCUUGGGGAAUGUGACCUGCUCGAGGGAACGAUCCAGGUGCCAGUACCGCCUCCUAUCGCGGAUCGCUUCGACGAUCGCGCAACCAGUGCCAAUUGGACCGUCGACUCGGCCAUUGCCUAUGUGGCGCAAAUCCCAUGGAUUGAAAAUGCAACGAUCAAAGCCAAUAUCUUGUUCGGUCUACCUUACCACGAGGGACGGUACCAGAAGACGCUCGCUGCCUGCGCUCUGCAGAAGGACCUGGAGAUGUUGCCGGAUGGGGAUUUGACGGAUAUUGGCGCCAACGGGGUCAAUUUGAGUGGUGGCCAGCGAUGGAGAGUCUCUUUCGCCCGUGCGUUGUAUUCCCGUGCAGGUAUUCUGGUUCUGGAUGAUAUCUUCAGUGCGUUGGAUGCGCACACCGGACGCCAUGUCUACGAGGAUGCCCUCACGGGUGAGCUGGGUCAAGGCCGCACGAGGAUCUUGGUAACGCAUCACGUUGGCUUGUGUCUGUCUCGAGCGGAUUACUGGGUGGAAUUGGAGGAUGGUAACGUGCGUUAUGCCGGCCCUGUGGCGGAGGAGCAGAAGAAACACCAUUCAGCCCAGGUGGCCGACGACAGUGAUAGCAAUAGCACUGCAGUCGCCGAGGAGGAGACGGUCGAGGAGGUCAUCUCUCACACCACCCACCGACGGCUGAGCACUGUGCAGCCCGAUGCAGCUGCUGGAAAACAGUCGUCGCCAAAGAAAUUUGUCGAAGAUGAGAAGAGAGAAGUAGGCUCCGUCCAGCUCUCGAUCUAUAAGAGUUACUUCUCCAUGGGGGGUCAUGGGCCGCGAUGGGUGCUCACGGCUGCUAUAUUCCUUUCCUACACGUCACUCGUGGUAACCAGGGCGUGGUGGAUCAACGUAUGGACGGCCUCCUCCUCGCAGACCCAUUCCAGCCCCGAGCUGUACAGCCUGGCCCUGGUGCAGCAACCUCUCGUACGACCCGCUUCAGCCCCCGUGGACUCCGAGCUGAAACGGUACCUGUUGGUCUACAUCGCAGUCAGCGUGCUGGCGUGUCUGAUGGGCACCAUGCGCUUCUAUCUGAUCCUCUCGACCAGCGUCCGCGCGGCCCGGAAUCUGUUCAAGCGACUGACCUACGCGGUGCUUCGUGCUCGCAUGCGCUGGCUCGACACGGUGCCAUUGGGUCGCAUCCUGAACCGCUUCACCUCCGACUUCAACUACAUUGACUCGACCAUCGGAUACCAGAUGGGCUACACGGGCACCCAAAUCCUCAAUGUCUGCGGAGUCAUCGUGGCCGGCGUCCUCGUCAGCCCAUUCGUGCUCAUUCUCGCCGCCGUGCUCCUCACGAUCUGUCUGCGUCUAGCCUUGAGAUUCCUCUCUGGGGCACGCGAGGUCAAGCGUUUGGAAAGUACAGCCAAGAGCCCCAUCUUCGAGCAUUUCGGGUCCAGUCUGGCUGGACUCGUGACGAUUCGCGCGUUCGGGAAGAGCAGUAUCUACACGGGCAUGAUCUACGAGCGGAUGAACGCCCAUGCGCAGGCCUUGUGGGCCAUGCUCCUGUUCAACCGCUGGUUGAGCUUCCGGAUGAAUCUCGUCGGGGCCCUGUUUGCUACGCUGACGGCCACCCUGAUCGUGAGUAUGCCGAGUAUCUCGGCUUCGCUGGCGGGGUUUGCGCUGAGUUUUGCCCUGCUGUUCAACACCGCCAUCUCGAUGGCGCUGAGGAGUUAUACAGAUGUCGAGCUCAGCAUGAACGCCACGGAACGGGUGAUUGAGUAUUCCAACAUCGAGCUGGAGAACCAGGGGGGCAUCGACCCGCCGGCGGCGUGGCCUACCGAGGGCCGCUUGGAGGUGCAGGACUUGGUGGUGGGCUACGCACCGGACCUUCCCCCGGUGCUGAAGGGUCUGAGCUUCAGCGUCGAGAAGAACCAGCGAGUCGGGGUCGUUGGCCGCACGGGCGCUGGCAAGUCGUCGUUGACCCUCGCUCUGUUCCGCAUUCUCGAGGCGCGCGAGGGCAAAGUUCUGAUCGACGGGCUGGAUACGGCCAAGCUUACUCUGAACAGUCUGCGCAGUCGACUGGCGAUUAUCCCGCAGGAUCCGGUGCUAUUCUCCGGGACUGUGCGGUUCAAUCUCGACCCUUUCGACGAGUACACCGAUACCGAGCUGUAUGACGCCCUGACUCGGGUGCAUCUGAUCUCCCCAGACGGCGCGGAGGCACCGGCGGUGGCGGCAGGAAAUCCGACGUAUCGACCGAAUGCGAAUAUCUUUACGUCUCUGUCUGCGCCAAUCUCUGAAGGCGGCCUGAAUCUGUCCCAGGGCCAGCGCCAGUUGCUCUGUCUGGCGCGGGCGAUUGUAUCGCGCCCGAAGAUUAUGUUUCUGGAUGAAGCCACGUCGGCCGUGGAUAUGGAGACGGAUGCCCUCAUCCAGCAGUCGAUCCGAGCUGAGUUCGGUCGCAAUGAUACCACGCUGCUGGUCAUCGCGCAUCGACUGAGUACCAUUGCGGAUUUCGACCGUAUUCUGGUGAUGGAUGCCGGGCGCGCGGUGGAAUUCGGGGCACCGAGGGAGUUGCUGGGGAUUGAGAACGGGGUGUUCCGGACGUUGGUGGAUCAUAGUGGCGAGAAGGAGUUGCUGGAGAAAAUUAUCCUUGAGAAGGAGUAAGCGAUCAGUAGCCUGCGCCCAAAAAGAGAGUGAAUUGAAGCAUUUCAACGAAUUAGACUGAACAGGAAAUGUGAUUUUUGGUUAUUUAUA
This is a messenger RNA of Aspergillus saccharolyticus JOP 1030-1, 4771 nucleotides long. Its product is annotated as P-loop containing nucleoside triphosphate hydrolase protein. The transcript has 3 exons. The coding region runs from base 41 to 4681 and encodes 1546 amino acids. Gene Ontology annotation, molecular function: ATP binding; ATP hydrolysis activity; ABC-type transporter activity. Gene Ontology annotation, biological process: transmembrane transport. Lineage: Eukaryota; Fungi; Ascomycota; Eurotiomycetes; Eurotiales; Aspergillaceae. The record is from RefSeq and is a predicted model, not a curated record. Gene Ontology annotation, cellular component: membrane.